AUGUUUCUCUUCGGGCUGGGCAAGCUUGUCUACGUCACCAUCCUCAUCAUCAACGCCAUCGCCGUCCUCUCCGAGGAUCGCUUCCUUGCCCGCAUCGGAUGGGGCCGCACACAGGCUGCUGAGCCGGGCUUCGGCGCGUCCUACGACAACACGAGCGUCAAGGCCAAGUCCGUCAAUCUGAUCGCCAGUGUGCGCACAGUGAUGCGAAUACCCCUUAUCGUCAUCAACACCGUGAUAAUCGCAUACGAGCUAAUCCUCGGAUAA
Penicillium riverlandense is the source of this 264-nucleotide messenger RNA. Its product is annotated as YOS1 family protein. Bases 1 to 264 code for a protein of 87 amino acids. Gene Ontology annotation, cellular component: Golgi membrane; endoplasmic reticulum membrane; COPII-coated ER to Golgi transport vesicle. NCBI's taxonomy places the organism in Eukaryota, Fungi, Ascomycota, Eurotiomycetes, Eurotiales, Aspergillaceae. The record is from RefSeq and is a predicted model, not a curated record. Gene Ontology annotation, biological process: endoplasmic reticulum to Golgi vesicle-mediated transport. The transcript is spliced from 4 exons.